GAGCUCUGAGUUGGAAUCAACUUUCAGAGUGGAACCCUCUGCAAGCCCUUUCUGCUACACAGGACUACAGAAUCUCGUGUAGCGUAACAUAUUCCGCUGUACAUGUGUAUUUAUAUAAAAGUGUUUCCAUCAUGAAAUCUGGAAUUGUUUACCUUGCUGUAUUCUUACUGAUUCUUGUGAUCAUAAAGGGUCAAGAUCAUGGUUUAUUGACUUACGUUGAAAGGAGAAUUACAAGUAUAGAGGACAGAAUCACACAGUUUCAUGACCAGAGUGGAAUCUAUUCGUCAGAACUUCGGGAUUUUAAGAAGCAUAUUUUGACAAUGGUAGAAAAUUAUGAAAAAGAUAAAGAAGAACUGAGGAGUGAGUUACUCAAUGCGAAUGCUCGUAUUGAACGCUUAGAGCGUGAGGUGGAUUAUCUGGAGAGUCAAAACCCCGUCACUCCGUGUUUAGAAGUGGAUGACAAAGUUGUUGAAAGGAAAGCUAAGAAGGUUCAGAAAAAGCGAAACGAAAAAUAUGAUAAGAUUACAGAUUGCAGAGACAUGAUUUCUCACAUCAAGUCAAUGAAAAUCCUUAAAAAGAUGAAGACCUCUACUGGUCUGUGGACUAAGGACCCUCUUGCAAAUUCUGACAAGGUCUACAUCUUCAGUGGCACUGCUAAUGACACUCUGUAUGAAUUUGCAAGUAUUAGAGAUUUUUCAGUUUCCUCCCAUAAUCGAAAAGCAGUGUCAAUCACCCUCCCUUAUCCAUGGAAGGGCACAGGUCAUGUUGUUUAUGGUGGUUUCUUGUAUUACAUAAAAGAGGGAACUGAGUUUCACAUCAUUAAAUUUGACCUGAAGAACCACACGGUUACUGAUAGUGCUGUCUUUCCAGCUGAAGAACAGAUUCCUGCUUACAGUCUGUCACCGUUUAAUUAUAUUGACCUAGCUGCUGAUGAAGAGGGAUUGUGGGCUAUUUUUGCCACCAAGGAAAAUGAACAAAACUUAUGUCUAGCUAAGAUGGAUCCUAAGACUCUUGAUGUUGAACAGAUGUGGGAUACUCCAUGCCGCAGGGAAAAUGCAGAAAGUGCUUUUGUUGCUUGUGGGAUACUCUAUGUGGUGUAUAAUACCAGACUUCCCAGUCGCUCACGCAUUCAGUGUGCAUUUGACGUCAGUGACAGUCUCACUCCUGAGGAAGUCCCUUUAAUCUACUUCCCAAAGAGAUAUGGGUCUCAUUCCAGCAUGAAAUAUAAUCCAAAAGAAAAGUACAUCUCUGCUUGGGAUGAAGGUUACCAAAUUAUAUACAGACUAGUCAUGAAGAGUAAACUUGUGGUGUGAGAAACUUUGUCUGAUUUUAUAUCAUACAAUGUGGUCACUAUACAGACUCUAAAUCCCCAAUUGAAAAUAUACUAUUUUUCUUGAGUAAAUUACUGCAGUUACUAUGUGUUGUGCAGCAGAGUCAAAUAUAAUUAUCCAUGGUAAAUGAUUUGCAGUGAGUCAUAUUUUUUUUUUACUUCAUUUACAUAAUGUACUUCAAAAACUACAAUAAAAGCUAUACUUUUUUUUAGUUAACAGUUAUAAUUAUAUUCAAUAGCAUUUUUUUGUGUGCCAUUCAGAGUUUGAUUUCUGUCAAAAUGACUGAUAUUUGUGAAGUUACAGCGACCACUUCCUUUUAAUCAUCCCACUGUUCUAUCAAGUGGCAUAUGCCAAUUUGGAAAUGUUUCAAAAACAUUUAUUUCUGACAUGCCAGUGACUUUAUUCUAUUCCAGCAUAUAGCAAAGCUUGCAUUAUGACAUUAAAGUUGUCAUUUCAUUAAAGCAUAAUCCAGUGUAAUUCAUUAGUUCUAUAUUUCAUUUCUAGAUUCACCAUAUUUCAGAAAACCAGGUAAUGUACACUGGCUUGCUGGACCUGCCUUAUUUUCAUUUUUGACACCCCUGUCAUACUUCAAGAGGACUGACAUCCAAACUUGAGAGAGUGGUUCAAAUAUCAUAUAAGACUGAAACUAAGGAGUGAUUUGCAGGAGCAUUUAAAUAUGUUAUAACAGAAUACAGAUAAAAUCAAGACAGAGUGAUAACAGAAUACAGAUAAAACCAAGACAGAGUGAUAACAGAAUGCAGAUAAAACCAAGACAGAGUGAUAACAGAAUACAGAUAAAACCAAGACAGAGUGAUAACAGAAUGCAGAUAAAACCAAGACAGAGUGAUAACAGAAUGCAGAUAAAACCAAGACAGAGUGAUAACAGAAUACAGAUAAAACCAAGACAGAGUGAUAACAGAAUGCAGAUAAAACCAAGACAGUGAUAACAGAAUACAGAUAAAACCAAGACAGAGUGAUAACAGAAUGCAGAUAAAACCAAAACAGAGUGAUAACAGAAUACAGAUAAAACCAAGACAGAGUGAUAACAAAAUACAGAUAAAACCAAGACAGAGUGAUAACAGAAUGCAGAUAAAACCAAGACAAGAUGAUUUUUUAACGAUUGAGUAUUAUCGUUAUCAGUACAACUUAGUACAUGCUAAGUGCGCAGUUACUUAUUGUUUCAAAUGAGAAUGAAACUAUGGACAUUUUUCAUUUUUCCUGCACAAUAUAUUUUUGUGGGAUCUGAACCAUUUCAACAUUGAUUAAAGCAACAGAUUUUAUAGAAUUCGCCAUUGAAAUGUGAACACUUGAUAUACAUGACUAGUAUUUCUUUUUCAUAUAUUUUAACUUACUGUAUUGACCUGUGUGCUAGUUGGUAAGCAUUAUUGUGAAUGUACUUUUAUGCCAUUUAUUUAAACAUAUUAAAUAAUAAUCAAAUCAGCAUGUUGGCCAGAAGCUGAACUUGAUCUUCUGCUUAAUUAACAAAUUGUAGCUAAUAAAAAUUAUAUUUAAUUAUCUUAAUCAAUGUAGAUAUUAGACUUAAUUCAAAGACAAAAAAAUGGAAAUAUCCAUUUCUUGGCAAAAAACAUGUUGUCUGGCCUUUUCAGACAGCUAAAGUGAUUCUAGCAAGAAUUACUUAGCUAGCAAUGGAACUUGGCGAUCCAUUUAUACAGAGAACAGUUCUUUUCUGAACAAAAAGUCAGAAAUAGUCUAUACAAAUAUAUCUGUAACCUUUGAAAAUCAGUUUAGUAAACAAUAACGACUGAUUUUGAAAAAAAAAAAAACAUAUACUUUUUCCCUAAACUGGCAUUCUCCAGUUAUAAAAUAAAAUGAUGCAAACAUCAAUCUUUUUAUGAUAAUUGGGUAAGUACAACCAACUUAUUGCACACUGGAGAGCUGCGGGUGUAUAAAAUCCCCCAAUGGAUAAUUACAGAUGUGUUAAUCUGAGUAACAAGUAAUAGUACCUAAUAAGCUGACACUGACCUUGUAUUUGUGACAUUUUUAACAACAAAAAGUGACUUGCCAGGUAUUAACAGGUUUUACUUGUAUUUUCAUUGCAGUUAUGUUAAGGAUCUCGAAAAACAACUAUCCCACUGUACACAGAACCAUCCUAGAUAUGUCUUAUAGUACAUUGCAGAAUAUGGUAACAUACUAAGCUGGCACUCUUUUUAAAACAUCAACAAUAACUGUUUAUUCAUUCACUCAUUGCUAUUUUAAGACAUUUCAAGGUUGCAGGAAAGAGAGUCCACCCCAGCAUUAUCUGAGUGCACAGCAGAAGAACUAAUUCAGGGUUCCAGUUCAAAACCGAAUGUAUGCACCCACUCACUGUCACAUGGCAGGCACAACGGUGAGUGAUUUGAGACAUCACCAGGUCAGUGACAGCAUGUCUUUGCAACACGAGAGGAAAGCAGAGUACCUGGUAAAAAUCAGUUGACACAGUGAGAACAUGCAGAUUCUAAAUGGAAUGCAUCCCGCCAAGAACCAGAACCAAGUGCUGCAAGGAUGCAAUGCUAACCAGGCACUGCUCUACUGCACUGUAGCUGUUUAUGUAAGGCACUUGCUGUAUCAAACAAACUGAUCGUGCAGUACUUCUUAAAUGAAAUUUGUUACCUCUGAAAAGUAUCUGAUUUAAUGUUAAUGACUUAUAAUUUCAUUUAUUGCUCCAUAGCUGUUCACGUAUUGUAAAACAUUUAGUACCCUAUAUCUAAUCAAAAUAUGGCAAAUAAUGAUAUGCUGGUCAUAUGUUUUUAAUAUAUUUUCCUAGAAUGUCCUGCUUAUGAUGUGUAUGUACAUUGCCAUUAAAAUAUAUUUUUAGGUAUGAAUUACUUCAUUAGAAAUGUAAAUUUUCAUGAAACAAUGCUUUUGUUUUACUGUGGGAAUAUCACAAGUUCAGUAUUACAAGCUCUGUUGCUUCUGUUCUGAAUAAAAUACUAUCAUUUCAA
This is a messenger RNA of Protopterus annectens (West African lungfish), 4273 nucleotides long. It is a transcript of the gene OLFML3, whose product is annotated as olfactomedin like 3. The transcript has 3 exons. Lineage: Eukaryota; Metazoa; Chordata; Ceratodontiformes; Protopteridae. Gene Ontology annotation, biological process: signal transduction. Bases 132 to 1313 code for a protein of 393 amino acids. The record is from RefSeq and is a predicted model, not a curated record.